Molecule: messenger RNA, 3141 nt
Organism: Suillus discolor
Lineage: Eukaryota; Fungi; Basidiomycota; Agaricomycetes; Boletales; Suillaceae
Exons: 14
Coding region: 141-2837 (898 amino acids)
Biological process (GO): purine nucleobase catabolic process
Cellular component (GO): cytoplasm
Molecular function (GO): allantoinase activity
Source: RefSeq, a predicted model, not a curated record
CUCCUUUUCAUUUCGAUCUCCGCAUUGAGACGGGCCUUAGGAUUUUGCCCACGGGCCACGAUCAAUGUUAACCAUCCCAUAAUAGUGUUGAUCACGAUGGACAGAGUCAAGUUUGCCUGCCAGUGGCACCCUCUCACAUAAUGGGUAGCUCACAGUGGCGCCGGGCUCGCCCAGUCCUAUUCACCAUCACCAUCACCUUCGCCCUGUUCAUCUUUCUCCGUUCAUCAAUCUUAACCUUCCGGUCUUCCGCGUUCUCUCAAUCCGAUUCAUACAAGCUCGACCAUCGCUCCGAAAUCCUUUCCAAAUGUGCCUACACACACGCAAAACCCGGGCCUCCACCCCAUUUCCAUGCACGGACACAGAGUGACCGCUACGCAGAGAACACGAAACCUGUUCUCGUGCGCAACGCUACUAUCUGGACAGCCGCCAAUGAUGGGCACGAAGUCCUCACUGGCGACCUGCUCAUGCACCGCGGUGUUGUCAUCGGUGAUGUUCCUCUUUCAAUGAUUCAACAGCUCAAGUCGGAGAACGUGAACUUGGAGAUUGUCGAUGCUCAUGGAGCAUGGGUGACCCCUGGUAUAGUAGAUUUGCACUCCCAUAUUGGGGUCGGCAGUGCGCCCGAGCUAGAUGGUACAGAUGAUACGAACUCUUACAAGGCCCCCAUCUUGCCCUGGCUGCGCAGUAUCGAUGCCCUGAACACCCAUGACGCGUCAUACGAACUCGCUAUGGCUGGAGGUGUCACCACCGCGCAAAUUCUCCCUGGUAGCGCGGACAAUAUCGGCGGCCAGGCAUUUAUCAUGAAAUUGCGCCCCACAGCUGACCGGUCACCUUCUUCCAUGCUCCUUGAGCCUCCUUACACCCUCAAUGGUUCUCACUUUGACCGCUCUCUCACGCCCCGCUGGCGACACAUGAAUGCUUAUGACAUAACUCGCCUUGACUCUGCGUGGAACUUUCGCGCUGCUUACGACCAUGCCAGAAAGCUGCGUGGUAUUCAAGACGACUUCUGCGCCAAAGCAGAGUCUGGUUCCUGGGACGAUGUCGCAGGAAAGACAUUUCCUGAAGACUUGCAAUGGGAAUCCCUUGUCGAUGUGCUCCGAGGACGCGUGAAGCUUUCCGUACAUUGUUAUGAGGCAGUUGAUCUCGACGGAAUCGUCCGUCUUACGAACGAGUUCGAGUUCCCAGUAGCAUCGUUCCAUCAUGCUGGAGAAACGUACCUCGUUCCGGAGUUGUUGAAGAAGACCUGGGGUGGCACACCUGCCAUAGCACUCUUUGCAUCCAACUUCCGGAAGAAACGCGAGGCAUAUCGAGGAUCGGAGUUCGCACCACGCGUGCUGGCGGAGCAUGGAAUCAAUGUUGUUACGAAGUCUGACCACCCAGUUGUCAACUCCCGCUACCUCCUGCACGAAGCCGCCCAAGCGCACUAUUAUGGCCUUGACCCCGCACUCGCGCUCCUCUCCGUUACGUAUACUCCUGCUACUGCCAUGGGGAUGGGCCAUCGGAUUGGAAUGCUCAAAGCAGAUGUUGUGAUUUGGUCCUCCCAUCCACUUUCACUUGCUGCAACGCCCACUCAGGUCUACAUUGAUGGUAUCCCUCAGCUCUCCCUUCCCGGCCGCCAUGUCGCCAAGGGGCCCACCACGUCCCCACGCACGUCCGAUUUCGAUUCUGAGAAGGUGGCAGCCCUAAAAGGGGCGUUAUUCGUGAAUGUCUCGGGGCUUUACAUGAGAGGUGGGGGCUCGACUGGGGUUGUACAUGUUUCUGAGAAGGUGGGAUCGGUGGGCGUGGAAGAUGGCCGACUGGUGUGUGUUGGUCAAUGCUCGGAUUUUGCAGAAGGGGCCGUCGAUAUCGUGGACCUUGAAGGCGGCACGAUCACACCUGGACUGACGAGCUUUGGUACGCCGCUGGGGCUCAUGGAGAUUAGGCUAGAGCCAAGCACGAAUGAUGGAAGCGUUUAUAACCUCCUCGACGAGGAUCUUCCUGCCGUGUUGGGUGAUAAGGUCGUGAGAGCCCAGGAUGGGCUCAUGUUUGGUGGCCAGAAUUUGUUACUAGCCUAUCGCGGAGGCGUUACAACGGCCAUCACUGCGCCCUCUGGUACCUUCCUGCGGGGUAUAUCUACUGCAUUCUCACCUGGAGCUGUGCAUGCGCGCGUGGAGAGUGCAAGCAUUGUUGGUGAAGUAGCAUUGCAUGUGGGCAUAAGUAUGUCUUCAAGGAUUGGUGUGAGCACGCAGGUAGCGGCACUUAGGAACAUGUUGUUCGGGGAGAGUGGAGAUGAGGUGCUCAGAAGUGUCAGAAAGGGUCAAACGACGCUCGUUUUGGACGUUGAGAGUGCAGACAUCAUGGCGACCCUGCUCCGACUUAAGAAUGAAUACGAGGCUCAUUCCGGGAGGGAGCUUCAUUUGACCUUUGCAGGGGCAACUGAGGCUCAUCUCCUUGCGCAUGAGAUUGCAAGGGCAGGUGUGAGCGUGAUCGUCACGCAGAGCAAGCCAUACCCGUCGACUUGGGAGCAGCGAAGGUUACUUGCUGGCCCGCCGAUCACGCAGGAGAGUCUGGUCACUGCGCUUUUGAAGGCAGGUGUCAAUGUAGCCAUUGGAGUCAUUGAUGAGUACAAUGCCCGGAAUACACGUUUCGAAGUCGGUUGGUCGCUCCUCACGUCUAAUGGUACUAUUGAUCGCACAACAGCUCUCGCGCUCGCCACGACAAACCUCGAGAAGGCGCUUGGAGUGCAGAGGGAGAUGCCUCAGGACCUUGUGGCGUACCGUGGUGGGGAUGUGUUUGAGUUUGAAGCCAAGGUGGUGGGGGUUAUAUCGGAGACGUUGGGGCGGACAGAUUUGUUCGUGUGAGCAGCGUCAGAGUUUCAUUCGUAGGGUCUGAACUUCAUGUUUGUACAAAUGUAUAGCAACUGACAAUCAAUACUGAGUGUAUUGGUACGAUGAUCAUUAUCACACCCUGUCAGACAAUCGUGAAAACGACGCGACAUCAGCAAAGCUCAAGGAUACCUUGGAUAUGGCUGGAAAUUUGACCUGACUUGCCAAUAAUGCAGCUUCAGUUGGAUCUAUUGUUAACUAAGGCACUGAUACGACACGUGAUGACAAAUAUGGGCGGUCGGCGAAGUCGGGAACUGGCGCCUUACGAUUACAUUUUGGC